AUGUCAAGCCCGUCCAAACCCGGAGGUCUCAAGCCCGCGAAGGCUCGGCCACUGCCAGGGCGCAGAGGUGUCUCACCAGCUGCUGGCUCACCAACCAAGAGAAAAGGUGGCUUUCAUUUCAAGUUGGGAGCAGCCGAAGAUGAUGCCUUGAGUCCGAAGUUGCUGCCAAUGCCGGAGGGUGCCUUCUGCGGCGUUUUCGGCAGUGCUCUUAUGCCUCCCAAUGAGGAAACCGCAGGACGAUUCUGCACGGAAGGUCCCAAACUUGAGUUUGGUGGACCCAUGUCUCAAGCAGAUACAGGCGCUGCGAGCCGCGUUCCAUUGCGUCAGUUUGCAGUUCGCUUACAAAGCGCGAUUGCGCAAGCUGCAACACUGCUUGUGGACAGGUUUCAGUCCAUGAGCCGGAAGGAAGAGUUCACCACAACGCAGGCAGAAGACUUGGUGAAGUUAUCAUACGGUGUGCAGGCUGCCAGCUACAAUGUCCAGAAGUGGGCGGCUAGUUUGGGUCACGGAGAUCCCCCUCAAAGCAGACCGCCCUUACCAGCAAAUGCAGAGGAGGCGCUUGCGAUGAUGAACACUGCACUUCCGCGCCUUGUGGUUGCAGCGUCGAACUUGCAGACCGGUCUGCGAGAACUUGUACCUGCAGUGCACAUAAGAGCUGACGGCUUAAACGAUGAGGAGCUUCAAGCCUUGACGGCCCAAGAGAAGCACGAAGCUGAAGCACGCGCGGAAGAGGAGCUGCACAGACUGGGAAUCACAGUUGACGAGCUUUAUAGUGUUGUCCCACACAUGGAGCAGAUGAUCUAUCAAGCAAGCUGCCUCGUGAAUUCUCUGCGGCAACCGCCGCCGCCACCACCGCCGCCAGUGUCCAUGGACAUGGCCACACAGCAACCAUUCGGAGCAGGACCACCUGUAGAGGCUGCAUGA
This is a messenger RNA of Symbiodinium pilosum, 924 nucleotides long. The record is from the annotation of a GenBank genome assembly. NCBI's taxonomy places the organism in Eukaryota, Dinophyceae, Suessiales, Symbiodiniaceae.